CAUUAAAAAAUGUGGAAAUGUUUUAUCUGCCGGCAAACACUACAUCAAUUGUGCAACCGCUUGAUCAAGGCAUUAUCCAUACUUUUAAAGCAUAUUAUCGCCAAAUGAUAGUACGGAAGCAACUACUUGUUCUUGAAAAAGGAAACACGGUUGAAGAAUUUAAGAAAACGUUCAACUUAUUGACAGCGAUUCAUAUGAUUAAACGUGCUUGCUGGAUGGUUAGACCUGAAACGAUUGCCAACAUUUUUAAAAAGUGCCAAUUUGUCAAAGAAUCCUUCGAGGUUAAAGAGCUUUCACAAGAAGCAGAUGGAAUAGUGGAACUUGUGAAUAGCGAUGAGUUCCUUCACGAGGAAUAUUUAAAUUUCGUUCACUGCGAUGACAAAUUGCCCUGCUACGGUGAAUCGACUGAGAUGUGGAUAUAAUUGCAGAAGCAGUUUCAGGGGCAGAAGCACUUUCAGAGUCGUCUGAAAAUGAACUAAGCAUACCCACUAAGAGAGAAGUUUUUGACUCAAUCAAUGUUCUACGUAAAGCACUUAAGCCUUCUAAUUCAUUUAUGCAAGAAAUUGAGGAUAUUGAGCAGUAUUACUUCUCAAUAAGCUCCAUAAAAAAUGUUCAAUCCAAAAUAACAGACUUCUUCAAAAACAGUAGUAAUUAAUUUAAAUUAAAAUUGUUUACAAAUGAUGUAAAUGAACAAGAAAUG
This is a messenger RNA of Bactrocera tryoni, 700 nucleotides long. Its product is annotated as tigger transposable element-derived protein 6-like. The record is from RefSeq and is a predicted model, not a curated record. Gene Ontology annotation, molecular function: nucleic acid binding. NCBI's taxonomy places the organism in Eukaryota, Metazoa, Arthropoda, Insecta, Diptera, Tephritidae. The coding region runs from base 18 to 422 and encodes 134 amino acids. The transcript is spliced from 2 exons.